AUGUUUCCUGAAGCAAUCGCUGUUGGUGAUCUUGUUAAAAAUAUUUCAAAAGUACAAUAUGAUGAAUUUGGUGAUGGUACAACAUCUGUUGUUGUUUUAGCUAUUGAACUACUUCGAGAUAAAACUGAUUUACAAGGUAUUCAAAUAAUAAAACUUUUAGAAAAUAAUCUUAAUGAUUCAUACCUUGAAGAAGAAAAACAUAUUGGUAUGAAUAUGCCGAAACGUAUUGAAAAUGCUCGUAUUUUAAUUGCAAAUACAUCAAUGGAUACAGAUAAAAUAAAAAUAUCUGAUUCAUCUGUGCAUAUUGAUUCAAUUGCUAAACUAGUUGGAUUAUAA
This is a messenger RNA of Rotaria sp. Silwood2, 336 nucleotides long. The record is from the annotation of a GenBank genome assembly. Lineage: Eukaryota; Metazoa; Rotifera; Eurotatoria; Philodinida; Philodinidae.